Molecule: messenger RNA, 13640 nt
Organism: Rattus norvegicus (Norway rat)
Lineage: Eukaryota; Metazoa; Chordata; Mammalia; Rodentia; Muridae
Gene: Ino80d
Product: INO80 complex subunit D
Biological process (GO): positive regulation of DNA repair; regulation of embryonic development; regulation of cell cycle
Cellular component (GO): Ino80 complex; nucleus
Source: RefSeq, a predicted model, not a curated record
GUUUAUUUAUCCCCGCUCCGCGGCGCUUCGGGCGGCCUGGCCGGGGCGGGGCGGGCGGCCUGGCAGGCGUGGGGUGGAGGGGCGGCGAGGAGUCAGGUGCAGCCGCGGCCCGGAAAGUUUCCUUUUAGGCCCGAAUUGGGGGCUGCCUUCUCUCUGGGGAGCCCCGGUCCUAGCGCCCGGGGCCCCCGAGGGCGUGGGGGAGAGCACUCGGCUGGCUCGAAACUCUUUGCCAGUUCCUGUCCGUUCAAGAUGAGAAAAUUGACCAGAUUUGAGCCCCAUCCCUGAUUCCUCCCAGAGGCAAUGAGUAAUCUCUCCGCUGCAUAAACUACCCUUAACCCUUUCAAAUAAACCAGACAAUCUGCUUCUUCUUGAUUGAUCAGCAUUCCAAACUGUGGUACCCCUGGGCUCUCUUCACAUUGCUGUGGUGCAGAAGAUUUAAAAUCAGCUGAUGUUCACAAGGAAUAGAGUCACGUGAUGUAUGAAGGGAAACAUAUACACUUCUCUGAGGUUGACAAUAAGCCCUUGUGCUCAUAUAGCCCCAAACUGUGCAAGCAGCGGCGACUCAACGGCUACGCUUUCUGUAUCAGACACGUUCUGGAAGACAAGACUGCCCCCUUCAAGCAAUGUGAAUAUGUGGCCAAGUAUAACAGCCAGCGCUGCACCAACCCCAUUCCCAAGUCAGAGGAUCGCAGGUACUGCAACAGCCACUUGCAGGUACUCGGCUUUAUCCCGAAAAAAGAGAGGAAGAAAAAGAAUGACCCGGUAGAUGAGGUGAAGGUCAGGCACCAGAUGGACGCCAUGGCAUUUAGCCUGACGGUACCUACCCUGGCCUUGAAGAUGCCCAAUGGACUGGAUAGCAUGUCCCUCUCUCCACCUGGGGCAAGGGUUCCUCUCCACUACCUGGAAACUGAGUUGGAAGACCCCUUUGCUUUCAAUGAGGAAGACGAUGACCUAAAGAAAGGGGUGACGGUGAGAAAAAAGUUGCAGAGCAAAUUGGCUCAGAACCGGCAACGCCAGAGAGAGACAGAGAUUUUAAAAGUUCGGCAAGAGCACUUUAGCACCCCUCCCACACCUCCACAGCAGCACGCCCACCUGUCACCUCUACCUACUUCUUUAAAACCUCCAGCGCCACCACAGGGCUCAGUCUGCAAGUCACCUCAGCCUCAGAGCACCAGCCUACCAAUGCAGGGAGUGGCCCCCACCACACACUCUAUAGCACAAACAAGGCAGGCCUCUCACAAGAGGCCUCUGCCCCUCCUUCCCUCCAGUCGAGCUCCCGUCUCAGACACCCCCAGGACUGACCGAAUCCUCAUGAAAGCCACCGCCUUCUCUCCACACUUCUCUUGUAUAAGCCGACUGCAGAGACUGGUGAAACUGUGUACCCAAAAGCAUCAGCUGGACGCGGAUCUGUUUCCUCACUUAGGGCUGGACUGGUCUGAGGAGAGCGGAGAGGAGCUGGAGGAUUCAGAUCAGGCUUCACCAUAUCAGGUCGCAUGGUCCGUCCGAGAAACCCUCAGACAGGAAAGACACACGUCAGAUGACGACGAUGCGGAGAGCAGGAGCUCCAGGGUGACCCAACUUUGCACUUACUUUCAGCAGAAAUACAAGCACCUCUGCCGCCUGGAGCGUGCAGAGUCGCGACAAAAGAAAUGCCGGCAUACGUUUAGGAAGGCGCUGCUGCAGGCAGCCAGUAAGGAGCCCGAAUGUACUGGUCAGCUGAUACAAGAACUUCGGAGAGCUGCGUGUAGCCGAGACAGCCUCAGCCAGACCAAGUUGAAGGAGGUGGAGCCAGCAGCUUGCAGUGGAACAGUGAAGGGUGAACAGUGCACAAACCAGGCCCUGCCCUUCACCAGGCAUUGUUUCCAGCACAUCCUCUUGAACCGUUCUCAGCAGCUGUUCUCCAGCUGCACUGCCAAGUUUGCAGACGGACAGCAGUGCUCUGUGCCAGUGUUUGACAUUACACACCAGACGCCCCUGUGCGAAGAACAUGCCAAAAAGAUGGAUAAUUUCCUGAGAGGAGAUAACUCCCGUAAAGUUCAGCACCAGCAACAGAGGAAACCUAGGAAAAAAACAAAGCCCCCUGCACUUACCAAAAAACACAAGAAGAAGAGACGGCGUGGACCUCGUCGACCCCAGAAGCCCAUCCCUCCUGCAGUGCCCCAAGGGAAUCUCAGCAUGCCCACCAGCGUCUCACUGCCAGUGCAGGCCUCCCAGAUCCGAAGCCCUUCCACGCCAGAGCUGAGUGCUGACGAGUUGCCGGAUGACAUUGCCAAUGAGAUCACUGACAUUCCGCACGACUUGGAAUUGAACCAGGAAGACUUUGCAGAUGUCCUGCCGCGGCUGCCGGAUGAUUUACAAGACUUUGAUUUUUUUGAAGGAAAGAAUGGAGACCUCCUCCCGACCACUGAAGAAGCUGAAGAGCUUGAGCGGGCCUUGCAAGCUGUAACUUCUCUCGAGUGCCUGAGUACAAUUGGGGUACUUUCCCAGUCAGACGGUGUGCCAGUCCAGGGCUUGUCAGAUAGAGGGAUGGGGGUGUUCUCCACGGGUACCGAUGCUUCGGGAAUCCAGUCCUUGAGUCGAGAAGUAAACACGGAUCUAGGGGAGCUACUGAACGGACGUAUAGUACACGAUAGCUUUUCUAGUCUAGAGCUGGACGAGAACCUACUCCAUUCUGCUACUCUGUCCAACCCACCUACACCCCUGGCAGGGCAGAUCCAGGGGCAGUUCUCUGCCCCAGCCAGCGUUGGCCUUACUUCUGCCACUCUGCUCAGCCAGAGUGCACUUGGGGAGAGAGCCUUCCCAGGACAGUUUCAUGGACUUCAUGAUGGCAGCCAUGCCUCUCAGAGGCCACAUCCUGCCCAGCUGCUGAGCAAGGCAGACGACCUUAUCACCUCACGACAGCAAUACAGCAGUGAUCAUUCACACUCCUCACCCCAUGGAAGCCAUUAUGAUAGCGAGCACGUGCCGUCGCCCUACAGUGACCAUAUCACCUCUCCCCACACAUCUUACUCUGGUGAUAAUAUGGCAGCUACCUUUUCAGCAGAGAUGCCCAUCAUGGCCCAGCACUUGCUCCCCACCCAGCUUGAGGUGCCACUUGGAGGAGUGGUCAACCCCAGAACUCACUGGGGCAAUCUCCCCGUCAACCUUGGCGAUCCCUCUGCAUUUAGCAACCUCCUUGGCGCGGAUGGACACCUUCUUUCCACUUCCCUCUCCACGCCACCCACCACAUCCAACUCAGAGACCACACAGCCUGCCUUCGCCACCGUUACCCCAAGCAGUUCCAGUGUGCUUCCGGGGUUACCACAGACCAGCUUCAGUGGCAUGGGGCCUUCUGCUGAACUAAUGGCCUCCACCUCUCCCAAGCAGCAACUCCCACAGUUCAGCGCAGCCUUCGGCCACCAGCUGAGUUCUCACAGUGGCAUUCCUAAGGACCUGCAGCCCAGCCACAGCUCCAUAGCCCCUCCUACAGGCUUCACAGUAACAGGUGCCACCGCUACAAGUACCAAUAAUGCAUCUCCCCCCUUCCCCACCCCCAACUGAGCGAGUCUGUGUGCUUGCCGGCAGGUGGAACCCGGUGUUUUCUAUCUUUGUUUCCUCUUUUGCACCCCUCUCUCCUUUUCCUACAGAAGAUUUAAAAAUGACAGUGGGGAUUAGAGGGACGCCCCUUCCCGGUUCAACAGGUGGCCGUGCAGUGGACCUUGCGUCAGUGUUCGCGCGUGCUCCCUAGCACUGGUGCUCAUUCCCUCCUGGCGGUCCGCUCAGCCUGGCGGGUCACUCGGCCUGGCAGGCUUUUUGGUGGCUCAGCACAGUGACUGGGUAGGAUUGAUUAUUUUAUUUUUUAUUUUUAUUUUUAUUUGUUUUUAUUUCAGCAAGUCCUAGAAGUGGAAGAUACCUCAGAUUACCAGUGCCCUUUACUGUCUCCUACUGUUGAGAUAAUGCUUCCCAUUCUCUAGCCAGGUUUUACAUAGGUUGUUCUGGAUGUUCUGUUGAGAUCCUGUGUAGUAGGUGGUGUGCGGACACAAAUCAAAGCUCUGACUUAGCACCAACUGCCAGACACCACAGGGAGGCCAGGAUGCCAUUCCUAAUUAUGAUACAUUAGCUGAAAAGAACAUGGUCUCUUAACUGCCUGUGCCUGCUUGUUCAUUCGUCCUGUGUGUGUGCUGUGCAGUGCAGUAGCUGUCGCUUGUGGCUUGUCUCUCCUCACUCCCAGAAUAAGCAUAGGCCCUUCCCCCUCCUCCUGUCUCAUGCCUUGCAAGAUUCGUCCUUCCUUCCUACUGAGUUGCUAAAGCAUCCUGAACAGAGAGGGGUGGUCUCAGAGUGAUAGCGCCUUGCUAAAAUCAGCCUGUGAGGAAAGGAGCCCAGAGGCGGAGCUCACAUCAGUCAUGGGGAGUGUCGUGACCCCCCACCUCUCUUCUAUCAUGUGCAUUUGUUUCAGAUUCCCCACUCAUGGAACACAUUUGUAAGUAGUAAUGAAAAAAAUGUUUUGGUGUGCAAAAGCAGGCUACACCAGAGAGAUUCGAAAGAUGACAUCUCGGCCUGUUUGGUCCAUCAUUGGCUCCUAGUUUUUACAUGUUUACAGUUGUGAUUCUUUGGUGAGAUUUGUGAACUGUGGAGGACACCUGUAGAACCGUGUACCAGUUGUGAAGUGAUGUGUAAUAUCAGAAGGACACACAUUUUAACAGUUCUGUCAAAGCAGAAUUUGGAAAUUAGACAUAAUUUGACUCACCUUAGGUACUUUUAAAAUAAUUUAAGUAAAAUUGGAAAAUUUUUUUAACGUACCAAGGCUUUAGGGUAAAAAAUCUUGUUGGGUAGUGCAGUAAGUUGGUGACUGUGAAGUGAUGUGAGGGUUUCCUCUUGCCUGCCUUCCCCUCCCAGCGGGGUGGAGCUUCAUUUUCUGCUCUGCUCUGCUCUGCUGAUGGCUCCCUGCCCCUUCAGAUAUCGUCAGGUGUCUACAUCUGAGCUCCACCUGAUUUACAUGCAGACACUCUUAAAAGUGAGGCAGCAUGUCUCUAAAUGACGUGUGUGGUACAGCAAUCCUUUAGUCAGGGACUGUCUGAUCCUAAUUCCUUCCUGCGAGUUUAAGGUUGGGACGUAUUUUCCUACUUCUUAUGUGUGUGUUCCUCGUGCUACUUCUGACCAGGUCUUCCUGUUGAAGGCCUUGCAAAGGAAUGAUGGUGGUUACCAGGCAUUAUGCAGACACCACGUGCCUGAGCUUUGGAGAGAAAGUGUCACAUGACCAGAUGAAAUCAUGAUCUGACCUAUUUUGUAUUUACUGAAGUUGGGGAGGCAAAUAUGUUUGUAAUAUGUUUCCUUUUUUUCCUUAAAAAUAAUGUUAGUUAAUUGGAACAUUUGUUUUUAAUAGCUUUGCCUUUUUUUGCAAAUUGAGAAAAUCCUAAAUUAUAAAUUAUGUCACAAAGCAAAAUUAUAUUUGGUAUCACCAUGAACUUCUCUCCUGAAUUGUGAGAACAGCUUUUUGACUGUUUGAUCUGUGAGCCUAUGUCAGUAGCUUUUUUAUUUUAGUAUGCUGUAAUAGAGUGAGAGUGAGUGGUUACCUCACCUCAAAAGUGUCAUUUCGUUUGUUAGGCUGUUCUCACAUCCCCACUAGAAUCAUUUUAGGUAACUGAAUUCCCAGAAAAUGCAUUUUGUCUCCAGUGUGCAUCGACUGAAGACUGUAGCAGAGCCACAUGGCCGUCUCCUUAUCGGCUCCUCUUUGCCAGGGAGAGGGAAGUCGUGAGUAGUCAAUUUGGACUGCCACUGUCUGUCUGUCUCUGUGUUAGCUGCUGAAACUCGUUUAGUUGUCAAACUGAGUUUGCAGGAGGUUGCACCUUUUAUUGUUUGCAGUUUUCUGUUUAUGUGCAUUUAAAAGCCCUUCUUCGCUUUCGAGUAAGGAGGCUUGAAGUGAUCAGGAAUGUUGCCAGUUACAGCUUCACGCCAAAAAUGUUGAGCAAGCUCCCUUCUGUUCAGAUGCCCAUGAUGGUUGCUGAAGGGAGGGCAGUCUUGGAAAUACUGAUAAUGGACUGAAUAAUUAGCAAAAGCACACUUUCCUUCCGUCUCAGAACGAACAUCCAAGCCUGUAAUUUGCUUUUCUCUUGGUUUUUUUGUGAGCUCCCUGUUAGAGGAAUAUCUGUUUCUAAGCCCAGAGGUGUCCACUUUGUCACCCCUCUAGCUGUUGAAGCAAUUCUAGUCUCUUAGUAGUAGGUGGGUAUUAAUAUGCAAAGAAAGUUCAGCAUCUUUUGUAAUGCUUAUAUGAAAACGUAGCACUUAUGGUAAGGCAAUACUGGAAUCAAAAACAAACCCUGCACAGGCCCUAAUGGGAUAGAAGCUAGUAUUAGUGUAGUGUUGAGUACAUGAGGGACAGUAACAAAGAAGGCUCACUGUGUCUCUGCGGGUUCUGGGACCAUUUAUAAAGGCCAGUUCAUUGUGUUACUGUGACUUAACUUGUGAAGUUGCUGCCGUUGAUGACUGACUAUGUGCUCUGAGAAUAUGAAUGUCAGCAACUGUAAUCUCUGGUACCUGAAGGGAAGAUGGGCUUUCUCUCCUUUAACUGCUAAUGUUAUUUUAGUGAAAGUACUCAAGACAUUGUUUUUUUCUUCUGUAAAAAUGGCUUAGCAAUGUUCAUACCUGGGUAGGUUAUACAGCUAGUGAACAAUUCAGGAUAGUAAAUGACAGUUAGAGGAAGCCCACCAAGUAACAGACUCUGCAAUGGACACAUCUUGUACUUAUCAUCCCAUAGUUGAAAGCAGAGAUUUUCUCUAGUGAGCCUACUGUGUGAGGUAUUCCUGCUUAUAAAUGACAGCAGUUCCCUGUUGGCAGGUAAUGUGAUCUAAUGUCCCUCUGUGAGAAGAUUUUGGUUUGAUGAGAAGCAGAUAGUUAUUAGAGAUGGAGUUGGAAAGUGAUUAUUUUAUAUUGCCAAAUAACUGUUUAUAAGAUGAAUCUUUUAAAGUAAAACCAGACUGUCACCUGAAGGUUAGGGAAUCAUCCCUUCUGAGAGUCACACUAAAAACUCUUCCAAAGUUCAUUCUCAGUCCAUCCAUGCUCCCGGUCCACAUGGCAAAGUCAGUUCUGUGUUUAGGAGGGAGCCAUGUUCAGGCAUCCUGAAUAUUUAGUUUCUUUUACACGAAAGAAUAGCUUUCUGUUGGCUUCUUGCAUUGCUUGUUAUAAAUAAGGCAUUAGAGAUGAGUCACUCACACAGAGGUGAACCCCUUACUGUGUGUUCCUUGACCCUGCCCCGCUGUGCGCUGUGCGCUGGCAUCCUGGUCAGCGGCGGGUGGCGUGUGGGCGUCCUCUUCAGUGCCUGUCUGAAAGCAUUGCCUUCUCUAGUGCAGUUCUCAGCAUGGCUGUGCGUUGUUUCACACUGCAGAGUGGGAGUGAGGAUAUUAACACUCAACUCCUUAAUAGGUUUGGAAUUCAUUAUACUUUUAAAAGUAUUUACUUUUUAGUCUCCUUUUUAGACUUAAAAAGAUUAAGUUCUAUACUUUAUCUGACAUGUGUAGGAUAAUCUAAUAAAUGGUUUGUUGAAUGGUCAACACAACUCUGCAGUAUAAUGAGGAGAUUUAGAAACAUCUUUGAAAGAUAAUUUAAUUGGAGUGAGUGUUCUCUCGUAUUUUUUUUUCUUUACUGCUACCCACAUUGUUCUAUGGAUUCUUCAUGUCAAGAGUACUUCAUGGGAGACAGUCAUUCAUGAAAAGACAUAUUUUUCCCCCUUUCAACAAAUAAAAAAAUAACUGACUUCUUCCCUGAAAUUCAGAAAAAAGAAAAAUGACUUCUUAAUACUUUGGCUUCUUUAGCCUUCCCAUGUUAUUAUAUUUGUGGGACCCAAAAUCACAGUUUAAUUAAAGUAGUAUUUACAUGAGAUCUUUCAAAAUGUUUAUAAUACAAUGCGGUCUCUGAGAAAAGCAGAGGCAGAUGCCUGUUGAGCCUUUCCACUGGCCAGUGAGUGAGUGAGUCAGGAAGGCCUGUGUGGGAUUAGCCCUGCCUCUCGUAAGGCCCAGUGUGUGGAUGCGUGGUUGUGAGUAACUGUAGGAACCUGUGGUUCUUUACUCCAGUGUUUGUGCUUGGCUGGCUUCCCCUCUUGCACUGUGGUGUGAAGCAAGUAGAAGAGAUGUGGCAUUUCAGAGAUUUGUUGUGACUUUAUUUACCCUGUGUUUCUGAGUAUCAGGAAUGUUUUGAGUGCUUUGAAGAGCAGAUCAACAUGGUCUUUGGCUGACCUAAAGCUAGUCUAGAAAGCAGUCUUCUGAGGUGAAAGCUGCUCGACUCUUGAUGGCUGGCGGGCAGCAUGUUUUCUUCUCUUCCUCCCUCCCUCUGCCUUUUGCACGCUCUUCCCCGUGCUGCAGUGUGCGUGUGCCGCACUCGUCUUGGCCCAAGAGUGGUAGGAUUUUCAUUCGUUGGUUCUCAUUGUUCUUAUGUGUUUGUUUGUUUGCUUUUUAAGCUGGGGACCACUGACCUAAGCUCUAUAUGCACCCCAAGUUCCCCAUGGAGAACGCUUCAACAUGCAGGACGGAAGGCACCAGUUACAGCUCAAGGCCACACCGUCGCUUUUCCUUGGGGACUUAGGCUGAUUUGCUUGGAACUGACCCCAGCCUGUGUCAUGUAGUCCAGGCGGCUCCAGCGGGUUAGUGCUGACUCGGGGGAGAGCUUGACACCUGCCGACAGUGUGUGCCUCUGCUCCAAAGGGUUGAAUCAGUUCUUCUCAACGGUGAUAGCUCUUCUCACUGUCUAGUGUUGAGUAUGUCUCAGGGAUUCCUUGCGGAAAUUAGGGCAGUUUUUAAAAUAAGGAAAUAGUUUUAAAGGAAACUAAAGGUGACUCCUCACUGAUGAGAGCUCCAGAAAGAGAAAGCGUUUGGUUUCACAGCCCGUGGUGUCUCGCCGAGGACUUCCUUUCUACUUCAGGCUCUCAUCUCAGCUUCAGCUUACAGAAUCCUUUCCCAUCAUGCACAGCUUUAAAACUUUUAUUUAAAACUUCCUUCCCCAAUGAGCUUUCAGAAUACUUAUUGUAGAUUUUAAGAGAAAAGGUAUAUUAAUUUAUGCUAUUAACAUCACCUCAUAAAUUAUAAGUUUUAUACUAAAGCUGUAUUGAGUGUAAUGAAUUAUGUUGCCUAUGUGUUUUAAUAGCUUAAAAUUAUAUAUGAGCUUCUUUUUAUUUUUAUUUUUAUUUUUUGACAAAACAAACUAGUGACGCACCUUCUUACACUGGAUCUCUGCCGUGUCAAGGUGUAACGCUGUCCUUGCUACCUUGCAGAUACAUAAAGAAAAGGAUAGCCUGGGGCCUCGAAAUGGAGACCACCCUAGACCACUUACUAUUGUGUAUAGAGCUGUUGAGGGUCAUGUUCUCUGCACAUGAUCUGUGGUUUACACUUAAGAUGGCUAGACACUUAGUUACAGGGUAAGUAGAAGCAAAUAGAUCAAGUAAAACGCCCACUACUGUAGCUGGAAUUUGUAAACUUAAGUUUUUAAGACCUCUUAUUUCCUAUGGAUUUAUUCUUUAAUUUACAGUUUAUUCUGUAAGUUGAGAAGUAAAAUAGAGAAAUUAAUAAAUCUAGAUGUUCUCAGUGUCUCAUUCAGGAACGUUUUACCCCUCCUCACUAAGGAAUUCCCACUGUGACUUAAAAAUAGAGGUAAAUUACUUGUGUGCAUGUAUGUGUCUGUGUUUUUACACAAAUGCAAAAAUAUACAUCGGGGGCACGUGUGUGAGAUAUGAAUGUGUGCUUGUGUAAAAAUAGAAAGGUAACCGAAUGUAUUAUAGAAAUAUGAUUUAUUUAGCUGAGGGUAUUAGAGUUAUUUUCCCAUUGUUUCUAUUUUAUAAACAUGCCAUAUUCUUGGCUAUAUUCUGUUCAAAGGCUAGCUCUGAUAUCACGCGCAUUUUCUAUUAACUUAGGCUGUUUUUAAAAGUGACACGAGAAAAGAAGCAGAUUCUAAGACCAGCCUUUUAGUUAUGAGCAUAACGACGAGAGAGCGAGAGCGAGAGCGAGAGAGAGAGAGAGAGAGAAAGAGAGAGAGAGAAACAGACCUAGAUAGGUAACAGCUCAUAUAUCUUUUGAAGUGAUGGGACCAGAGAUUUGUUGAAAUAUUAUGUCUAGUAAAUUUUCUUCAUAUUCCAAGUAAUAAACUAAUAUGUUUUCUUGGUCAAGUUCAGAAAACAUAGGCCUUGAUAAGGAAGCUUUGAAGGGGCUGCUUGUUGAAGGAGUUGGUGGGCUCAUCUCCCCAUAUAUACUUCAAAGCUGGUAUGAUUUCAGUUGUUUGCAAAAUAUUUUUUGAAACGAAAUUGUGCCAUUGGUUGUGGAGUAGAGCAUCCCAGCUCUGUCCUCUGGCUGUGGGAAAAUCAUGCUUACCUGACUAUGUGGAACUAAAAAGACAGACACAUUCCUGUGUCCUGGGAGCUUUGUCAUUCUCUGUGUGGUCCUUCCUGGAACACCUGGUGAUCUGAGACGGUCAACAAGGGCCAAGUGCUCCAUCACACUUACUUUAAUAUGAAGGCGCUGUACUUAGAAAUGCCAGGGCAACUCCCAGGAACACACUUGAAUUGGUAGUUGUCUUUGGGGCCUCAGUUACUUCAUCUUAGAUCCAGACAAAACCCAGGCAAGCUCUCCAUGUUGUUUUUCACACUUGUGUUUUUGUAGCAUCUCCCUGUUUCAUUCACUCUUGCUUUCAGAUUUUAAGAAACCUGCAUAUUUCUUGUACAUAUGCAUGCAAGCGAAAGAAGGGAGUUUGUACUGAUGCCAUUUCUCCCUUCAGUUGCUGGUUAAUGGAAUUUGCUAGAAUCAAUUCCCCCUUAUUGAAGGGUGAAAACAGACCCUUUGUGUAUAUCUGUACAGAGAUGUGUAUAUGGGAUGUGGUGGCACUUUGCUGAAUGUGAACUUGCCUUGUCAAUGGAAAGAUUGAAAAAGUAUUAUGUUUAUUUAUACAUUUGUAUAAAUCUAUAUAUACACGUAUGUAUAUGUGUGUGUAUAGAUAAAGCUAUAUACAUAUAUUUCCCUAAAAUGUGUGUGUGUAAUAGAUUAACAGCCCUUGCUAAGCAAGAUUAUGCAUCUGUGGGAAUUCUGGGUUAUUCUGCCAGCCAGUGGAAAUGGCCACAGUGUAGAGCACAUCACCAAGCAUGCUGACGUGGGAACCCUUUGGAUUACAGUCACGAUUACAGAUUAGUGCUCACAAACCAAUCUUUGAACUCUUCUUUCUCAGAUUUCUGCUAGCUAUUCUCUCAUUACUUAACAAUCACACAUCUUUGCCAAGUUGUCUGUUGUCCAAGUGCUGGAGAUUGGCUCCUGAGGUGGCCCUGUGCUGGGCAUGUGAGAAGCCACGUCCUUGGGAUGAUUUAGCUCUCUCACUAGACACCUGGGCAUGAAUGUGUCAGCUGUCACUCAGGCCUUACCAACGACACUUCCCCACGGUAUACAGCUUUCAAUUAUGUUUUCUCUGAGAAUUGGGUAGUCAUCAAAAAUAAAAAGCCAAUGUUCAAAAACUUAAUUCUCAAUUUCUUAACCUAGGUAACUUUGGAGUAUUUUAUUUACAUUGAAAAAUGUAAUUAUGACUUUAUGAUUGAUAUUAGUGUUAGGUGUAUUUCCACACUUAUCAUUUAAAGAGUUUGAUUUGCUUUGUGUUUUAAAUAUAACCAUUUACCACUUGAAUUUUAACAAAGUACACAGAGUCACAUGGAAGCCUCUUGAAUUCUAUAACUGACUCUUGUUUCUCAUGAUGAAAUGCUCUAAUGAGUUCUUGUGUAAUAAUUCUGCUAGAUUUCCUUUUGACUUCUCUCACAGUUGUGACAUUCAGUUUUAACUCUGCUGCAGCUCUCUAGAAAACUUGCACCCUUCUAUAUCGUGCCUUUAAAGCUCUUAUGCACACACAGAAGUGUAUAUAUACAUGUUGGCGCAUGUGUACAUACACUUUGGUAUAUACUCACACAGUAUGUCUCCAGGAUAUAUUGUGGGAGUGGACAUAGAGAUAUUCAAAGGCAAUGAAAUGUUGCUCUCUAGAUAUAUAUGUAUAUAAAUAGUGUUGAUAUAACUGUACAUACACGUGUAUAUGUAUGAGUUCUAAAUGGCAAUCUUUUACAUUUAGCAAAAUGCUGCCCUACUGGAAUAUUGCCACUGCAAUGGCACUUGUAUGUAAUGAUUUAAAAGACAUUAUCAAAAAUUAUUUAAAGAACAUUAAAGGUCUCAUCUAAAGACAGCCACACACUAUUUAUUUAGCUUCCUAUUCCUGUGAUUGUUGUGUUUGUAUAACUGUAAGGGAGACUGUCAUUUUAAACUCACCACCUGUGUAGGAGAGAUGAGAUUCACUCGGGGUACUUUGUAUCCCCUCUCUCUGAAACAGUGAUGUGUCACAGUCCAGCUUGUUUAUCUCAGUUUUAAAGCAGUCCUAGUACUGCCAUUGGUGUGUGUCACCCACCAUGUCCUCGAUCAACUUACUUCACCAAUUUGCCUCUUCCUUUCAUUAAUAAAUAAUGAUCAUUUCGAUCAGUUUGCCUGGGGGAAAGCUAACUCCUCUCUUGCUUCAGGGAAAUAGAUCAUCUAGCUGUUGUUCUGCCUUGUUCAAAAUUCACCAUAGAAAGAGGGUGGUCCUCAUAACGCUGUCUUAAGCAUAGUUUAUUUUUCAUUUAUUUAAAGAUCUUACUUUUUUUUUUUUUUGAAAGUACUCUUAAGUUGCAUGUCCUUGGCAUAGAUUUCAUUCUUACUGCCCUUCCCCACAGGAUAUUUUUCAUAGUCCAUCAGUUUCCCAUACCAAAUGCAAGAACGUCAGGACAAACUGUCAAUACUGUUGCUGUUCGCGAGGGGCUGGCAGCAGAUCACACCUGGAAUUUAGAGGGAGAGAAGGUAGCCGGAUAAUCCUGAGCCCUGUGAAGUGGAGCGUGGAAUAAGGGUACUUCUAAGGAAACAUUUCAGGGUAGCUCACUGGAAAUUGAUAUCAGAAUCAGCCUUUAACAGCCUGGCAGAGGGAUGGUACUAACUACCCAGCGUGCCCAAGUGUAAACAAACCAAGCUGCAGUGGGAAGUCAAAGGUGGGAGGUAGCCAUUGGAAACCAGGAACAAAGUAACUGCACGGUAGCAAGGACUAGCAGUCUGUUCUCAUCCACCUUGGCACACCGAAUGCUCCAUACGCCAUACAUUCAGGACAUAGGCAGGAGGACAGCUGCUUAAAGGGGACUUACAAACCAAGCACCUUCUCUUGUGUCUGUGUCAUGGCUGCCACUCAGUUCCAGGCAUGUACACCGGGAGCAACUAGUUUCUGCAGAAUACAAGAGGAGGCUGGCAGGCUUUGGAAAGGCCUUUCCAUGGCGUUGCCUGUGAUUUCAGUGGGGAGGACACAUUUGGGGAGAUGGCUGGGCUUUUGGUUUGUGAUUUCCCUUUAAACAGGAAGAGAUGGUUCACACUUUCCAUAUAUAUAUCUCAAUGAAUGUACUGUAUUACUGUUUUAAAAAUUUGAUGAAAUAAUAAUGGAUUGGUCUCCUUUUGUUAUCUGGUCCUUGUUUAAUUUGUUUAAGGGUUUUUGUAUACAAAAGUUUACAUUUUUAUGUAUAUUUUUCUUGUGUAAAAACUGAUGUAAUAUGUGUAUAAAACACUUGUAUGUAUUAUCUGUAUAUAGUGUGACAAAAUGAUUUUUCUUUCUUUCUUUUGGUUGUAUUAAUAAAUCUUGCUGUGAAGUAA